AUGGCAUCUCACUUGCGACUGAUGGAAGCAGUGCAGGUCCACUCAUGUGCAAUUAAACUCAGCUUUUGCUCUGAUCCAUUCAUCACUAAUUCCUUGUUAGAGUUGUAUGCAAAGUGUGGCUUAAUUGACAAUGCAUUGGUAUUGUUUGAGGAGAUUCAAGAUAAGGAUGUUUUUGCAUGGACAACAAUUGUUACUGGUCUGUCACAGAGUGGACAUGUGGAUGAAGCCAUGUGGCUCCUUUAUGAAAUGCAGUUGGCUGACGUGGAACCGAAUUCCUUCACCUUUGGCGGCAUGCUUGGUGCCUGCGCUGCAAGAAACACCUUGCAAAGAGGAAGACAACUCCAUGGUGUUGCUAUAAAGUAUGGAUUUGAAAACAAUUUGGUGGUGGGGAGUGCAAUUUCAGAUAUGUAUUCUAAAUGCGGUGAAAUGCAACAUGCAUUCAUGAUGUUUCAAAGCAUGCCUCAGAGAGAUAUAAUUGUAUGGAAUGGAAUUAUAGGCGGGUUUGCUCAAAAUGGAGAAGCAAUGAAAGCCAUGAAACUUUAUAACAUGAUGGUGCAAUUAGGACCUUCUGUUAUUUCUCCAAACGAUGUGACUUUUGUGGGUGUGCUUAGUGCAUGUAGUCACAGGGGUCUGGUACAAGAGGGCUGUCGCUACUUCAAUGACAUGAUUCAUAAGUAUAUGAUCAAACCCAAAAUCGAGCAUUAUACAUGUAUGGUUGACUUGCUUGGAAGAUCAGGGCUGCUUGAGGAAGCCGAGGCUCUUCUUCUGCAAAUGCCUUUCAAAGCUGAUGCUGUAAUGUGGAGCACGCUACUGGGAGCCUGCAAGCUGCAUGGGAAUUUAACAAUGGCGAAGCGCAUUUCUGGAGAUCUUCACACAGCAGGACCUUGGAAUUCCUCAAAUUAUGUGCUUCUUGCCAAUUCAUACGCUUUUAUGGGUGAAUGGAGUGAAACAUUAGAGAUUAGGGAAAUGGGCAAUUCAAAGGGAUUGAAGAAGAGUUUGGGAUGCAGUUGGAUUGAAGCUGGAGGUCACAUGCACUCAUUUAUUUCUGGGGAUAAAUCUUAUCCCCUGAUUGAAAGAGUUUAUUCAGUUUUGAAGUCCAUAUACAUUCAGAUGUCUGAUAAGGCACGAAAGAAUGUUUAA
This is a messenger RNA of Neltuma alba, 1140 nucleotides long. Its product is annotated as pentatricopeptide repeat-containing protein At5g48910-like. Gene Ontology annotation, biological process: RNA modification. Bases 1 to 1140 code for a protein of 379 amino acids. Lineage: Eukaryota; Viridiplantae; Streptophyta; Magnoliopsida; Fabales; Fabaceae. The record is from RefSeq and is a predicted model, not a curated record. Gene Ontology annotation, molecular function: protein binding; RNA binding. The transcript has a single exon.